This is a messenger RNA of Thermothelomyces thermophilus ATCC 42464, 1719 nucleotides long. RefSeq lists its product as uncharacterized. The transcript has 2 exons. The record is from RefSeq and is a predicted model, not a curated record. NCBI's taxonomy places the organism in Eukaryota, Fungi, Ascomycota, Sordariomycetes, Sordariales, Chaetomiaceae. The coding region runs from base 445 to 1503 and encodes 352 amino acids.
GCGCCAUCGACUAAAAACAAGGCUGUAAUUCCUAAUUCCUAUGCCGAAACACAAAAUGCCCCGACCACUCCGACCUCUUUUUUCCCCUUAACUGCAGCAUCCAACGUCCGCAUCAUUUGCAUGGUUCCGUUGCUUUGCACGGCCGCUUCGAAAGUUCCACCCCACCUUAAAGUCCGAAAUCCGAUAGCAUUGGAACCUUCCAAUGUCGUGACAGCCAACAGCAAUGGUGCGCUCGACCCACCGCGUGGGCAGCAUGGCCGGGCAAGCUCUUCCGCAAUGGGAACGGGGAUCAGAGAAAUUGUGUCGUUCAUAUAAAGAGCAGCAGUCGGCCCCGUCCCUGUUUCUGCUGCCAGGAACCUCCUCGAUAGGCCUCAAGCAAAACAAGACGCACUGCCUUGCCAAGCGACCCUCCCCGAAUUCCUCUUCGUCAAGCACCGUCACACCAUGUCCGACCCGAUCGUUCCCACGGCCUACGACCCCAAGGGCAUGAAGUUCCGCUACCUGGGGAACACGGGCCUCCAGGUAUCGCUCUUCUCGCUCGGUGGCUGGCUCACCCUCGGCGGCACCGUAAAGGGCAGCAACGUCAAGGAGAUUCUGAAGACCGCUUGGGACCAUGGCAUUCAAACCUUCGACACGGCCGAGGGGUACGCCAACGGAGGGUCCGAAGUUGAGAUCGGCAAAGCCCUGCAGGAGCUCGGCUGGCCUCGGGACGAGUACGUCCUGACGACCAAGAUCUUCUUCGGCACGGGGCGCAAGGAGCCCAACACGCGCGGUCUCAGCCGCAAGCACAUCAUCGAGGGCCUCAAGGCGUCGCUCAAGCGGCUGCAGACCCCUUACGUGGACGUCGUGUUCGCCCACCGGCCGGACCCGGCCACGCCCAUGCUCGAGAUCGUCCAGGCGUUCACGCUGGCCAUCAACCUGAACCUGGCCUACUACUGGGGCACGUCCGAGUGGAGCGCGGCGCAGAUCACCGAGGCCAUCCAGCUGGCCGACAAGCACAACCUGAUCGCGCCCGUGGUCGAGCAGCCGCAGUACAACGCCUUCCACCGGGAGCGGUUCGAGGUCGAGUACGCGCCGCUGUUCCGCCAGCACGGCUACGGAACCACCAUCUGGAGCCCGCUCGCCAGCGGCCUGCUGACGGGCAAGUACAACGACGGCAUCCCGGAGGACUCGCGCUUCGCCACCAACAAGGACUUCUUCGCCAACACCGUCAAGGAGCUCCAGUCGGAGCAGGGCCAGGCCAAGAUCGAAAAGGUCCGCAAGCUGACCAAGAUCGCCGAGCGCCUCGGCGCCUCCGUCACCCACCUCGCCAUCGCCUGGGCCGCCAAGAACCCCAACGUCAGCACCGUCAUCCUCGGCGCCACCAAGGUCGAGCAGGUCAAGGACAACCUCAAGGCCCUCGACCUCAUCGACAAGCUGACGCCCGAGAUCCUCGACGAGAUUGAGGGGGUGCUGCAGAACAAGCCGAAGCCCGUCAACACGUUCGGGCGGGACAGGAACUAAUUAGACGUUGGAGAAGGGGGGGGGCAUUGGUACCUAAAUAAAUAGAGAGGGUAUUAGAAUUGGGGGAUGCUUGUUGUUAAAGAAUAUAAAGAGAAACCGGGCUUAAUACCUAUGCUAUUAGAUCAACCCAAUCUCUGCUUAACAACCUACCUACCCAUCCUUCUUGACCUGCUGAUUCCACGUGCAAUCGGGGUCCUCGCGUGAGCGACUGACGAC